AUGUCGUUUUGCCCGAAUACUCCGUUGGCCAAGGAAUCUGAAGAAGGUGGAACCACCACCGAAGGCUCCGGAGCCUCCGCAGCCGCAGAGACCUUCACCUCCGAAACAGCGGACGAACUCGCGAAGUCGAAGUACCACAAAGCCGAAGGAGGGAAAGAAACGCAGCCGCAGCAAAAGUGGCAAGAACGGCGAACGACCGAAAAGAGUCCCGAAAAAGAGACUAAGAAGCGCGCCGCUUCCAAGGGCCGCCGGUCCCGGUCCCGGAAGUCGCGGCGCCGGUCCCGGUCCCGGAAGUCGCGGCGCCGGUCCCGGUCCCGGAAGUCGCGGCGUCGGUCCCGGUCUCGGUCGCAGAGGCGGAGGUCCAGGAGUCCCAGCGAUAAAAAGAGAGCCAGGCAUGAAGCUGCUCCGGCACAAAGUGGCCGCGAGGGUGCGGCGCCUGCUUCGAUGCCUGCUGCACUUGCCUCGAACUUGGCGCCCAUGCGAACAGAGCAGAAGGGCAAGGGUGGUGGCAAGGGCAAUAAAGGCCGCAACUUUCAGAUUUCGAAGGCCCUGGCGCGAAUCCUGCGCCACACGGCACAAAGCUUGGGACUCCAAAUCCGGGCUGAUGGCUUCUGCCAGCUGCAGGACAUUUUGGCGCUGAAUGAAUUCACCACCAUGGGUGCGACAGCGGAAGACGUUCAGGUGGCGGUGCAAAGCAACGACAAGAAACGCUUUGAGACGAAGAUAGAAGCCGACAAGGUGUUGAUCCGAGCGGUUCAAGGACAUUCCAUGAAGACCGUGGAUGACAACAGCCUUUUGAAGCGCUUGAAUGCCGACGACCCACACCUUCCCAAGGUCUGUGUGCAUGGCACUUACAGGCGAAAUGUGGACUCCAUCCAGAGGAACGGUCUCCUGGUGGGUGGCGGCGUGUCGCAGCGCAAUCACGUGCACUUCGCGCCCUACGAGCCACACGAUGGGCGUGUGAUCUCUGGGAUGCGCUACAACUGCGAGGUGGCCAUCUACAUCGAUUUGCCCACGGCCAUUCGGGAGGGCGUGCCCUUCUUCCAGAGUGCCAACGAGGUGAUCUUGUCGCCCGGGAUCAAUGGAACGGUCCCCGCGAAGUACAUCUCGAAGCUUGUGCGGGGUUUGGCAGUGCGGAAAAAGGUUUCGAGUUUGAUUCUGGGAGAGUGUGCUGGCAAAGCAGUGAAAGAAGCUGAGGAAAGACAGGCACGAAGGAAGAAAAUGUGGUGGAAGGGCGUGAAGGAGGCGCGAGAAAGUCUGAAGAGGGACGUGCAGCAGGAAAUGACCACGGCGUGGAACGCGGUCCACCGCUUUCAAGACAACCAAAAGCAGUUGGGUCGUCAGCAGGCAGAGAAAUGGAAGGCCAAAUUAGAGGCCACCCGGCACGCCAGCGCCAACCAGCGAAAGGAGGACGGAGAGAUCUGGGUCCAAAAGUUUACGGAGGUGAAACAGGAGGAGCUAGGCCGACGCUUCGCGGAGAAGUGGCGCGAGUUCCGCGCAGAGAACGGGCAGGUUGAGCAACGACAGGUCGUGAGCCCCGAGAAGAUCAACGAGGAGAUCGAGGAGCUCUUACGGCGGCAAGAUGAACGGAUCUCUGAACGUUGGUCUGAGCUGUACAAAGACAUGAUGAAAUCGGUUCAGAGGUCCAUGAACAACGAACCGAAGCAUUGGAAAGAUCGAUUCAGGGCCGCCAUGAUCCAGCUUGGCAGGGGUGGUGAACACGUUCAGAGGAGGUGGAUGGCCUUGUUUCAGGACACCAUGAAGGACAUGGGGGAGCAGGAGAUGAACAAGGUCUCUCAAUGGGUGUCCGACUUCAAAACCAAACCGCCGUGGAGUGACAAGGAACUGGCGAAGCGAGCCAAACUGGUUGAGGUCAGUGGGAGGUUAAAACCCUUGGAUCUUCACAGUCAGCAACGCAUCUUAAAGACCAUCGACCAGUGUCACAAGGCAGAGAUUCAGCGCUUGAAAUGGAAGGCCUGGAAUCGAGGGCAGUGGGUGAAGAAGUUUCGGCAGGAGCAGGAUCGACUUUGGAAGAGCCAGCAGGACUCCGAAAUGUGGGGGGAACCCUAG
Molecule: messenger RNA, 2070 nt
Organism: Cladocopium goreaui
Lineage: Eukaryota; Dinophyceae; Suessiales; Symbiodiniaceae
Source: the annotation of a GenBank genome assembly